AUGACCAGGUUUGCCGAAGCAACCAACGAGAUACCUAACCUAAACCCCGAAGUCCACCUCCACGCUUUGAAGAGCGGCCUCCGACCAGGGAAAUUUCAAGAGUCCAUAGUCAUUGCAAAACCUAAAACUCUGGCCGAGUUCCGCAAAAAAGCAACGACACAAAUCGAGGUCGAAGAAUUCCGAGCACUGCAGAAAGCAAAUAAACCUACCUCGAACAGAGAGGAGGAAAGGCAAAACAGACAAUCCAACAACAGAACGGAUCAAAGACCUUUCAGGCUAACGCCUAAAUUCGACAACUAUACUCCCCUGAAUGCGAAAAGGGAGGACAUUAUAAAGGACAUUUUGCACUCGAAGCUCAUCAAACCCCAAACAGGGCUGAUACAUACCAGGACCAACGACAUGUGGACAGGUCAAAAUACUGCGCCUUCCACAAAAAAAUAUGGUCAUACUACAGACGACUGCGUAAUAGCCAAAUAUGUUCUCGAAAAGCUCGCCUGCCAAGGACUGCCAGACAAAUAUAUUGACAACCGAGGACGAAAGCGAAAUACAGAAGAUCUCGGCCAACACACCAAAACAACUGACAAUUCCCAAGAUAAAGGGAAAAAGGUAGACACAGAUAUCAAUCCACCACGUAGAAUAAUAAACUGUAUUUCUGGUGGUUUUGCAGGUGGCGGAUGUGCAAACUUGGCAAGAAAAAGAUCAUACCGAGCUAUGAUGACGAUGACAGAAUCAACCCCUUCCGAACAUGCAAACAAGGACAAGCCAAAAAUCUCAUUCACCCCUGACGAUUAUAAGGCAAACGAUCGAAACCUGGACGACCCAGUCGUCAUCACUGCACAGGUCGGAGAACCACUGGUAAAGAAAAUCCUGAUGGAUCAAGGAAGUAGCGCAGACAUACUCUUUUACUCAACGUUCCAAAAGAUGAAACUGAGUGACAAGAACCUCUAA
Arachis ipaensis is the source of this 948-nucleotide messenger RNA. RefSeq lists its product as uncharacterized. Lineage: Eukaryota; Viridiplantae; Streptophyta; Magnoliopsida; Fabales; Fabaceae. The record is from RefSeq and is a predicted model, not a curated record.